Molecule: messenger RNA, 3496 nt
Organism: Sphaeramia orbicularis (orbiculate cardinalfish)
Lineage: Eukaryota; Metazoa; Chordata; Actinopteri; Kurtiformes; Apogonidae
Gene: nrg3b
Product: neuregulin 3b
Exons: 9
Coding region: 893-3235 (780 amino acids)
Biological process (GO): intracellular signal transduction; nervous system development; animal organ development
Molecular function (GO): chemorepellent activity
Source: RefSeq, a predicted model, not a curated record
AGUAGCAAAGGGGGGGAAAAAAAAAACACCUGCAAGAGAUGAAGCAUUGCAUGGAAGAUUAAAGGUAAAAAUGACCAAAAUAACUUGAGAUCUAGAACAGAAAACGUGCAACAGUCUGUGGUUUCCAUUUUACGUACGGACCUUAUGCGGCCGAUAAUCAAGCAGCUGACAGAGGAGAAGGGUGCUGCCGGAGCCUGGGUUGCUGAUCUGCGCGCGCACACACGCACAUGGAUUUACAGCCUCAGUCUAAAGCUCACCACCCAGCGGAUCGAUAUCUUUCUCCGUUCUUUUCGCGUCUGCUUUUUUUUUUUUUUUUUUUUUUUUCUCCUCUCCCUUAUUUUUUUUUUCUCACUGAUCAACGGAGUGAAGCAUCCUGGGAUUUAUCAUCGCUUCGUUAGCGCUGAACUACAGUGAGAUACCCCCCCACCCCACCCCAUCACCACCACUAACCACCCCUUCUUUGCUUUGCUCUCUCACCUGUCCAUAACCUGUGUGUGUGUGUGUGUGCAAAAGUGUGCAAGUGUGUAUGUUCUGUAGCUUUUCUAUGUAUGUGUAUGUGCGUGUGUUUUGGUUGUUGUCCGCCAGAGGGAGUGUAGGUGAUAUUGCUUGUGUAUGCAUCUGAGUGCUGUGCCAGUUUUUAAUUAGUAGUCCAGCUCGUGACUGUGUGUUAGUGUCUGCUUAGUUUAUGUGGUUUUUUUUGGUUUUUUUUUUGUGUGUGUGUAUGUUUGUGCAUGUAAAUCUUUAAAGUAUUGUGUGGGUGUGUACUUAAGAUGCCCAACAUUUCCUCUGCACCACAUCCCCUUCCUCGUAUAUGCCCUUGUGUCAUUUGGCCACCUGUUUGACCCCCCCUCCAUACAUAAACACACCCUAAAAAACCAAAACCUCCAUCAGGAUGAGUGAGCGCUCCGGUGCAAGCACUCUAGCCGCCAUGACGCUAGAGGAGCCAGGGGCUGAACAAGCAUCCCCCAGAGCCCCGGGCCCUCUCCGCUGUGGCCCCUGUGCUGUGUGGCCUCGCCAGCAGACCUGGCUGUGUGCCGUGCCCCUGGUAAUGGGCUUUGUGGGACUAGGACUCAGCCUCAUGCUACUGAAAUGGAUUGUGGUUGGCUCUGUCCAAGACUAUGUUCCCACUGAUCUGGUGGAUCCUAAAGGUAGCAUCGGACAAGACCCUAUAUUUCUCUCCAAACCCAGUGCCAUGCCCAAGGGGCCCGACAUUUCUACCGCAACUACAUCCACUGCCUCUACCACAGCAAUUGUUUCAACCACAACGCCGCUAGCUGCGGAUGGUACCGCCCCAGCUCCAAGAACUCGAUCCGGGCCACCUGCGAACCACUCAGCCAAUGGCAGCGCUGUCAAUGGAGAAGGUAACCGAGCUCCUCACCUUCAUAACCGCGUCGGCACCCGCAUUAGUGGAACUGUAGUUACUGCCUCCACCACACGCGCCACUCGCCUCACCCCACCACCUAGCGGUAAAGAGGUCACGCCACGCAGCACGGUUAGAAAAGGAAGCAACACCGGUAAUGGACGUAAUGGACCCGCCAAACCUGGACAGACUUCUUCUACGAUCACCUCCACCACAUCCACCACGACUACCACAGCUGUUAAAACCACAGCCAAGGUGCAGCCCACCACCUCCCAACCGUCGGCCCCAGUUAAGCCAACGUCACGCUGGAAUCAUGGCCGUCCAGGCAAAGGCCCCGCCACACGCCCACACCAUCGCUUCCGAACACCAGUGGCUCCAACGCUUCCCAGUGUACGCUCAGAGGUCUUCAAGCCAUGUGUGGAAGACAAGGACCUGGCUUUUUGUCUAAAUGAGGGCGAGUGCUCCAUAAUUGAAACUGUGGCUGCGGUUCACAGACACUGCAGGUGUAAGGAGGGCUACCAUGGGCUACGAUGUGACCAGUUUGUUCCCAAGACAGAUGCUAUCUUGUCAGAUCCAACGGAUGAACUAGGGAUCGAGUUCAUGGAGAGCGGUGACACCUACCAGAGGCAGGUGCUGUCCAUCUUCAGCAUUGCCUCAGGGAUCUGUCUUCUCGGAGUGGCAUGUAUGGCUCUCUACCGCCGCAACAAGAAACACAGAGAAAAACUCCAAGCUCAUUUCUCCGAUAGCCGCAGCCUGAGGGACUGUAGCGUCAACGCCUCGGGCCUCAUGUCCAAAUCUACACCCAGGCCUCAGUACAGCCUUCAACUCCAAAAAAGCUGCUCUUCACAUGGAUCGUCUGUUAAAGGCAGUAACGUGGGCACAUCAGCAGCGGCUCCACCAAUCCUCAGCAGAGCUCUGUCCAAAGGGAAACGCUUCAGGAGUAGCUCUCUUUCGCUCAGUCCGGCUCAACAACGCAGAGAGGCCAAUAACUUCAGGACGCCGCCGGUUUCAAGAGGAAAGCACAAACUAUCCACUAAUCUCAUAGACGGAUCCAGAGUCGCUGGCCAUGUCUACAAACACUUGCAGGAGGAUGAAUCAACAGAUAUGGAGUCCAUAAGAAGGUGUGAUUCUGCCAGUGGAAGGGUCGGCGCUCUCCUCAGCAGGACCUCACUUUCUCACUUCGCAGCCAGAAAAGGAUGGACCGAGGUCCCCUGUACCCGCCUGGAUAAAGCAACAACCUUCCUUCCGCCCUCCCUGCGCACUCGUUCCGUGCCCAUCAUCCCGUCACUCCAAGCGUGCGACCUCGAAGGGGGGUAUGUGGAUGCGAAUGACCGGAACCAGGGGGGACUCCUCAAGUGGCACCCUGUCGCGGCUGGAAAGACACCCGUGCCCAUUAGCAAUCCGCCCUCUCCCCCUCGCGAGACUGUUGUGCUGGGGCCUGGUGUGAUGCCCGGCAGCGUUAGCCCUCUUAGCACCACUACUCCUACACUGGAGUCAGAGAAGAACCUCGACUCCACACAAACACCCUGCUCAUUUGAAAUUACAGUGGAACUUGCGCAGGAAUUAAAACAGAAAAGCCUCUCCAGCUCUGUGAAAAUUUCCGGGUCUCACAGAGAGAUCCAGUGUGGAGGCACAAACAUUCUCGAGACUGGAUCUAUGCAGGAGUCAGAGGGGAAAAGUGUCCAAUAUUCAGCUAAAGAUCUCCACAGUGGCGACGGCACCAGAGGUUUGAAGGCGGGAGGCCAAAGAGAAGCCCAGGGACAGUGCCAAGGUCAGACAUCCCUCGUGUACGGUACCGCAAACUGCUCCUUGGCCACCAAAGGAUCCAGCUACAGAGGAACUGGAAAAGGUUUUGCCAAGCCUUCUGCAAGCUGAUUGGAUUAACUCUGUAAAGCUUCUAAGACACUGUUUCCAAUACUGUAUACUUUUGCCGGUGGCACAGGAUGGUUAGCAGGUGGGAUCAUCUGUGUGGCCACAUUGACCAAUAUCACAUGCCCGUACAUUUUCAAGGAGUAUGAACAGAUUGAACUGCGGAGGAAAAAAAAAAAAUACUCACACACAACAAAAGACUUGAAACUAUAAAGGAAAAGAGACAGCAAACACACAUUGUGAAUAAAUGUGACUCAAUAAGGAAAA